This is a messenger RNA of Lolium perenne, 1640 nucleotides long. RefSeq names its product mitotic checkpoint protein BUB3.3. Gene Ontology annotation, molecular function: protein binding. The record is from RefSeq and is a predicted model, not a curated record. Lineage: Eukaryota; Viridiplantae; Streptophyta; Magnoliopsida; Poales; Poaceae.
CUGGCAUUGCAUCAAAUUGAGCAAUUCCUAAAGAAGGAUAAAAAAGAACUCUCACCCCGGCGCGCCGGCGCCGGCGCCCGCUCAUCCCAUUCCCCAGCUGCGUUCAUCCCCAACCUCUCCGAGGUAAACCUAGCUCCGCCUCCUCCGUCGCCUCCACCCCUGCUCGAGGGACGCACCGAGGCCAGCGGCGGCGCAGCUUCUCCGCGUUCUCCGCCGCGCCUACCCGCCUUCCACUGUCGAGGGACGCCGCGACAAGCUGCUCGGCGGACGGUAGCGGCAAGAAGCGGCGGCGCCGCCAGCUUCUCGGUAGCGCACCGGAAAACUACAAAAGACCCAAACCCUCCCUCCAGCGACUCCUCGCUCCUACUUGCGAAGGCCGCUCGAUGGGGAGGCGGGGGCUGGCGGCUGGCGCCGGCGCCGUCUCCAGGGUUCGAUUCGCGCCGUCCUCUAACAACCUCAUGGUCUCCUCCUGGGAUUCGGGGCUGCGGCUGUACGACGCGAACGCCUCCACGCUACGGCUGGAAGCAAAUUCGGAGGCGGCGCUUCUGGACUGCUGCUUCAAGGACGAGUUUGUGGCGUUCGCCGGCGCUUCGGAUGGAUCCAUAGUGAGGUAUGAUUUGCAUUCAGGCGCUCAAGAUACAGUGGGCCUGCAUGACGAUGUGGUUGUUAGCACUGAGUUCUCCCAGACGACUGGUCAACUAAUUACUUGUAGCCUUGACAAGAAGUUAUUUUUCUGGGACACAAACGCAAGAAGUGUAAACCCUAACAACACUUUAGUGUUAGAGUCAGUGGUGGGAUCACUUUCAGUCUGUGGCAUGUAUAUAUUAGUUGCAGUUGAGAGAGAUGUUUACUGGUAUGACAUGAGGAAUCUAACAGGACCGAUUAAGGCAAAAGAUUCCCCUUUGAAGCAUCAUAUACGAUGCCUUCAUUCUUCUGAACAGUUGAAGGGUUAUGCGGCUGGCUCUAUGGACGGAACUGUUGCAUUGAAGUAUUUUGACCAUGGAGUAGACAAUGAUAAGGGAUAUACUUUUCGAUGUCAUCCAAGAUCAGGAGAUGGAACAUCCAGUUUGGUUCCCAUAAACAGUAUAGCAGUUCAUCCACUCAAGGAAGCUUUUGUUACUGGAGAUAAUGAAGGAUAUGCCAUUGUCUGGGACGCUCUAUCAAAAAAGAAGCUGCUUGAGUUUCCUAGCUAUUCGGGCAGUGUGGUGUCUAUGGCGUAUAACCAUAGCGGUCAACUUUUAGCAGUUGCUUCAAACUGUUCUCAUCAAGGAGCAGAAAGAGUGAUAGAGGUGGAUGGGCACCAGAUAUAUAUUGAAACAUUGCGGAACUCCGAAGGAAAGCCUCCAUACUAGAAGCGAGUAUCUACCAAUCUUGUACAACUAAUGGAACUAAACAUGCCCCUAGCAUUAGAUUCUAUUUUUUUUUCACUAACCUUAUUGAGCUGGAUAGAGUGUUGUAAUUUCUUGUAUGUCUAGGCAUUGUUGUUGUUACAUAGGUUAGCACCAUUUGAAUGGCACAGCUCCCCAACAGAAACUUGGGUUGCGCACAUGGUUAGGAGAUUUAUUAAAGAUAAAUAACCUAUUUGUGUAACUACUCUAUUUUUUCCCAAGCGACCCAACUAAGGGAUCUAUUUUUUUCCA